Dermochelys coriacea (leatherback sea turtle) is the source of this 1277-nucleotide messenger RNA. It is a transcript of the gene CMSS1, whose product is annotated as cms1 ribosomal small subunit homolog. The transcript has 11 exons. Bases 16 to 1131 code for a protein of 371 amino acids. NCBI's taxonomy places the organism in Eukaryota, Metazoa, Chordata, Testudines, Dermochelyidae. The record is from RefSeq and is a predicted model, not a curated record. Gene Ontology annotation, cellular component: nucleus; 90S preribosome.
CUGUGAGCACACACGAUGUGCGCGAACUUAAACGCACCAUGCAGACACCACGUGUGCCCAGGACUCCCGUGCACGCCGCGCGCAGACAGCCCGGCGGCUGAGCCCUUCGCCGCAAAGCCGCCCCGCGCUGCCAGGCUUAGUAGCGAGCGGUGUCAGCAGCCGGCAGCGGCGUCCCGUGGAGCUGGUGCUGGGCUCUUCCCGGGCGGCUGGGGCCGAUGGGGGACGCGCUGGACGAGCCUUGGUGGGAGCCUCAGCCCGGCACACACAGGAGCAGCGUCAGCAAGAGCCCAGGUAAGAACACUUCUUGCAGUGCUUUUGCCCUGGAAUUUCUCGUUUGAUCCUUCUGAUGAUGAAGAAAUGGAAAAAUCAACUAACACAAGUAAACCAGCGAAGCCUGACUCAGACUCCAAGUCCAAACCUGCUGCAUCAAAGAAAAGAAAACAGCCUGUGGAAUGUUUUCUAACUCGUCCUGAGGAAAAAGAAGAAAGCACUGCGAAGGUGAAAAGGAGAAGGAAGAAGAAAAUUUCUGAUAUUCUUGCAAAAUCAUGUCCAAAACCAGGUGUCCCUGAAGACCUACAAAAGCUGCUUAGUCAACACUUUGGUACUAAACGUUCAGUGAUUGAACUAGAAGAGUUAAAACUGCCAGAUUCCUGUUUCCUGCCAGCCAAUGACCUCACCCACAGUUUUUCUUCAUACCUGAAGGAAAUCUGUCCCAAAUGGGCAAAACUUCGUAAAAACCACAAGGAGAAGAAGUCUGUGCUGAUGCUGAUUAUCUGCAGUUCUGCUCUCCGUUGUUUGGAGCUCAUUAAGUCAGUGAUGGCAUUCAAAGGAGACUGCAAAAUUAUUAAAUUGUUUGCAAAACACAUAAAGAUAAAAGAACAGAUGCACAUGCUGGAGAGUGGUGUCAUCCACCUGGGUGUAGGAACACCUGGAAGGAUAAAAGCACUAGUAAAACAAGAUGGCCUUAGCUUGAACUCCCUGAAGUAUCUGAUUUUGGAUUGGAACUGGAGAGAUCAGAAGUUAAGGAGAAUGAUUGAUAUUCCUGAGAUAAGGAAAGAAACAAUUGACCUUCUGGAAAUGGGAAUUAUAAAGCUGUGCAGAGAAGAUUCUGUGAAGCUGGGACUCUUUUAAUGGUGUAACUAACAUGGAUGCAAUUUAAGGCUGUAGUAGGCAACUGUUCAGUGGCUGACUGGAUUCAGUUCUUUCAUUUCUGAGAUGCUGUGUAUUACAAUGUUUGUCAGCAUCUGGCCCUCUUAUAAUAAAGCAAAGGUUUGCAU